Molecule: messenger RNA, 603 nt
Organism: Dendroctonus ponderosae (mountain pine beetle)
Lineage: Eukaryota; Metazoa; Arthropoda; Insecta; Coleoptera; Curculionidae
Product: drosulfakinins
Exons: 3
Coding region: 148-498 (116 amino acids)
Source: RefSeq, a predicted model, not a curated record
AUUAGUCAAAUUUACUGACAAGUUUGGCGAGUGGAAUCUUAAAUAAGACAUCCAGUCGCGUAACUGUAUAUAAAAGAUCGGAGGCGAAAAUGAAAAGUGUAGUUGCAGUUUUCCUUUUCGUCGACGAACAUUAGCCAAAGGUUGAAAAUGAAAAACGCCAUUACAAGCUACUUCCUAAUUAUUGCCAUAUGUUUCUUCCUCAUACUAUGUCAAAUGAAUCACAUCAUCGCAGAGUCCUCAAACGGUAACGUUGAACUUUCAAAGAAUCGGCCUAGUGGACUUUUAAAAUAUCCAUACAGAUUAGUUCAAUACAGACGAUUAAAACCUCAUGCAAUUAUCAACGAUUUUGAUGAAGACGAUGACGAUGUAUUCAAUCUAUCAAAACGGCAGCAAACUAACUCUGACGAUUACGGUCACCUUAGAUUUGGAAAACGCGAAGAGCAGUUUGAUGAUUAUGGUCAUAUGAGGUUCGGUAGGAAUGGUGGUGAACGCAAAUAGCAACUAAGAACAGGAUCCCAAACACAUAUCUAGAUGCUCAUAGAUCUAUUUAAUGACGGCAUUGUUAGCGUUACAUAAAAUACGUCAUAAACUUUGUUCAAGGCA